Gossypium arboreum is the source of this 531-nucleotide messenger RNA. RefSeq lists its product as uncharacterized. The coding region runs from base 1 to 531 and encodes 176 amino acids. The record is from RefSeq and is a predicted model, not a curated record. Lineage: Eukaryota; Viridiplantae; Streptophyta; Magnoliopsida; Malvales; Malvaceae. The transcript has a single exon.
AUGGAUAAUAUACUGAAUUUUGACACAAGUGAGAUACCAGUGUUGUCUGCUACUAAGACUGGGUCUCAUGAUUGCAUGGCCAGGAACGAUGCAUUGUCCCAGGUUAUGUUCAAGAUUUUGGAGAGGGUCGCUGGGCCCAAUACUGGUUCUAGAGGCCGAGGGUCGAUUACGGAACGACUCUGGUCCAAUGGGGCCGAGUUAUUCAGGGGUGUCGUUAGAGUCGCCCCUAACGUGGCUGAGUACUGGAUGGAGGCUAUGGAGAGAAUUAUGGACGACCUGGAUUUUACGGUUGAGCAGAAGGUUAAUGGGGUUGUUUCUUUGUUGUGUGAUGAGGCAUACCAGUGGUGGCUCACGGUUAAGGAGGGCACUCAGCUCGACCGAUUGACCUGGGAUUAUUUUAAAACUACGUUCCAGGGUAAGUAUGUAGAGGCCAGCUACAUUGAUGCUAGGAGGCGUGAGUUUCUUAAUCUCACCCAAGGAGACCGUUCAGUGGCCGAGUAUAAGGCUAAAUUUCUGAGACUGAGCCAUUAG